AUGAAUGAUGCAUUAGAUCUUCGAGAUAGCGGAUUAAACAAAAUGCAUGCAAGUGAUUAUUCUGGAGCUAUAGAAGAUUUUACGAAAGCAAUCGGCACAGAUGAUCCAGAAACAGAUGAAGAAGCAGUUUUAAAAUCAAUUUGCUUAUUACAUCGUUCAACAUGCAAUCUAAUGCUAAACAAAGUAGGAGAUGCAUUUGAAGAUGCUUCUUAUGCAGUUUAUAUGUUUAAAAUUCGUCGUCCAAAAUUUAAAUUAUCUGACCAAUUCGAAUCAUCAGAUCCACUCAUUACAACAUAUCUGCUUGCCGAAAAGACAAAAGCAGAAAUCUAUCAAUUAAUUAGAGAUCUUAAAUCUUCAAUCCAAUCUUAUACAAUUUACGGAAUCUUAUCAAAAUCAGAUCCUACCAGCCUUAUGGAUGGGGUAUAUGCCAAACUUGGAUUCCCGAAAAUAGAAGGAAAUGAUCCAGAACUUGAAAUUUUUACAAAAAUUUAUUCUUCAUUAUCAACAGAGAAACAAAUUUUAUUAGUACUAAGCGAUAUAAUUACAGUAUUUCAGGAAGAAGUAUCACCUUCUUUUAUCGAAAAGGUUCGUUCUCAAGGCUGCUACGUCUUUUUAUUCGGAAUUACAUAUUUAUUCAUAGAUUGUCCAGUAGUUUUGCAGGCUUGCUUAUGUAUAUUAAGAAACAUGGCAGAACUCGGAAUUUCAGAGAUUUUUGAUGGACUUAUAGUUUUAAGAAAUAUUAUCGAGCAUUAUCAAACAAAUAAUGAAAUGAUGGGUGCACUUUUGCUCCUCCUUAAGUUAGCACCCGAUUCUGCUGUCCAACAGUUCGAAAUUGAAGAUUUUGUCCGACCAAUAAUGAAAAUGUUGACAUUAAAGCUAACUCCUGAAGAAUACGAUGCAGCAUUUUAUCUGCUAUUCAGAUCAAUUAAAAUACCAUAUAAUUACAAAGCUGCAAGCGAAUUAAAAUUAAUUGAUGCAAUAAUUGCAAUUGCAACCAAGUCUUCGAUUGUAUUAUUAUCAAAACUAUUAUGUAAUGAUGAAUUAUGUGUAGAAUCCCAGAUAAAAGGCGCAAUUCCAUUUUGUAUUGCAGUUAUUAAAAAAGUUAGUGAUGUUUCAUUGAUUACAACAUCAUUAAUCUGCAUAGCAAAGAUCCUAUUACUUGAUAUUCCUGAUAACAAGAGGUUUUACGCUCAAAUUAUCACUUCAAUUAUUCCGAUCGUUGUAAAAAACUCAAAACCACCAGGAAUUGUAUCAAACGCAUUCGCAUGCUUAACAAUAUGCGUUGACGGUGCUUCUGAUGCUAUUAAAGAGUCCAAAGCUGUUAGAGCAGCAUCAGUAAUUUUGAGUUUAUAUUCACAUGACAUAGAAAUUGCGAAAAACAUUGUUUCCUUCUUUUACGCGGCAUCUCUUUGCGGAUUGGCUGAUGAGAUAAAUGCUAAUCCUGCAGCAUUGAACACUAUUUUGUCUGUUGUUACAGAGUUCAUUGCAGAAAAAGAUGUCGCAGUUAAAGGAAUCGCAACUGCAAUUUAUUGCAAUCAUCCAAUGAAGAUAAAAUUGGCAACAAUUGGUUUGAAGACGUAUAAGGAUUCUCCUGUAUUGAUAUCUGCUGUAGCCUCUAUUCAAGAUGAACUUAGAAGUUCUUUGAAAUGA
This is a messenger RNA of Trichomonas vaginalis G3, 1650 nucleotides long. RefSeq names its product armadillo (ARM) repeat-containing protein family. Lineage: Eukaryota; Parabasalia; Trichomonadida; Trichomonadidae. Gene Ontology annotation, molecular function: protein binding. The coding region runs from base 1 to 1650 and encodes 549 amino acids. The record is from RefSeq and is a predicted model, not a curated record. The transcript has a single exon.